This is a messenger RNA of Pyrus x bretschneideri (Chinese white pear), 1741 nucleotides long. RefSeq names its product adenine nucleotide transporter BT1, chloroplastic/mitochondrial-like. Gene Ontology annotation, biological process: transmembrane transport. NCBI's taxonomy places the organism in Eukaryota, Viridiplantae, Streptophyta, Magnoliopsida, Rosales, Rosaceae. The record is from RefSeq and is a predicted model, not a curated record.
AUUCCCACCUACCUCUUCUCACGCUCUCGCUCUCUCUCUCUCCCCCCCCUUAUUUUUCUCUUCCUCUCUCACUCCUCCUCCCCCUUUCGUUUUUAUCGCCUCCUUUUCCGAAUCAAAACAAAACCCAAAUUCCGUAUCCGCAAUUUUUUUCCAUUAUCUGCUGUUUGUUCCUCUCAGUCAUCUAAUAAAAAUGGAUUAUUCGAUUACCCAUUUGCCAAAAGUCGAAUCUUUGUCUCUCAAGCACUGUGAAUCGGCUUGAAACCGUGGCAAAUAAUGCGAGUGUCUGUCACUAAACCAUAGAAGAAAGCGUUUUACAUUAGGUUUUGAUCAAUGGGGAGGAAGCAAUUCCAAGUUUUCGAUGAUAAGAGUGAUGGGUUUCUCUCUGUUUGCAAUUUGGGAAAUUUGGGAUUUCAAUGGAGUCCCGAAGAGGAGGGUUACCAUCCCGGAGGCUUAUUUGCAAGCGUUAGCCAAGUGGGGAUGGGCUUCGGGGUCUCGCCGGACCCUCCCAAUCCACGCCGUGAUGGCGGGGCCGUGAAGCUUCCGUAUGCCGAGCAGUACAUGAAGUAUGUGGAGGGGAUUAAGAAUUUUGGGGUGGGGGAAGAGAAAGGGGUGGUGAAGAAUAAGAAGGGCGGUCUGAAAUUGAAGGUUAAGAUUGCUAACCCUUCAGUGAGGAGGCUAAUAAGUGGUGCAAUAGCCGGGGCAAUUUCACGGACGGCUGUGGCACCAUUGGAGACGAUAAGGACUCAUUUGAUGGUUGGGAGUUGUGGGAGAUCUACUACUGACGUCUUCAAUGAUAUAAUGAAGAUUGAUGGGUGGAAGGGGUUGUUUAGGGGAAAUCUAGUCAAUGUGAUUCGGGUUGCACCGAGCAAGGCGAUAGAGCUGUUUGCUUAUGAUACGGUUAACAAGCAACUGUCACCAAAACCUGGAGAGCAGCCCAAACUUCCAAUUCCUGCCUCGUUAAUUGCAGGUGCUUGUGCUGGAGUGAGUUCAACAAUUUGCACAUACCCUCUUGAGUUAAUUAAGACGCGGCUAACCAUUCAGAGAGACGCUUAUGAUGGCCUUCUGGAUGCAUUCUUAAAAAUAGCGCGAGAAGAGGGACCGGCAGAGCUCUACAGAGGUCUUGCCCCUAGUCUUAUUGGAGUAAUUCCAUAUGCUGCCGCCAAUUACUAUGCUUAUGAUACAUUACGGAAAGCCUAUCGCAAGUUUCUCAAGCAGGAGAAGAUCGGCAACAUUGAAACCCUUUUAAUUGGAUCAGUAGCUGGUGCUAUUUCAAGUACUGCAACAUUCCCACUCGAGGUGGCACGCAAGCACAUGCAGGCGGGAGCCGUGAGUGGAAUCCAAUAUAGAAAUGUGCUUCACGCCCUCACCAGUAUACUUGAGAAGAAGGGGGUUGAGGGUUUAUACACUGGGCUAGGCCCGAGCUGCAUGAAGUUGGUGCCUGCGGCAGGGAUUUCUUUUAUGUGCUACGAAGCAUGCAAGCGGAUACUGGUAGAGGAAAAAGAGGAAGAGUAGAAUACUUUCCUGAGAAAUAAAUUAAUAUUACAUAUCGGUCCUGGCAGUGGUAAGGACACGGGAUAACUUAUCUCCGACACAGGUUUACUUGCCCAUUUUCUUUCUUUGAUUGCUGGAUAUUUAUUUUUUUCGUUCCUUCACAUUUUGCAACUGAGUUGAGGGGAGCCUUGUCUUUCAAGAGGUUAGACUUGAUGUUUUUGAGGAUUAAUUUAAAUGGCAUUUUAACUGA